AUGGUAAAUACAUAUUCUUAUCAUAUUAUAGCCACAACCACUAGUUUGGGUAUAAGUGAAGCAAUCUGGACAAAUUCCAACACCUAGAUCAGGUCAUACAUUUGUAACUGUUGGAAGAACUCAUAUCCUUUUUGGAGGAUUAGAUAGUGAAAAAAAACCAGAUGCCGAAAAGAAAAAUACAAAGAUUGCACCGAAUAAUUAAGGUACAUAUUGUCAUUAACAUAUAAGUUUAUUCAUUAAGAGUAGCACCAAAUGUUUGUGAAUGGAAGUUAGUAUAAUGUUCUGGGGAUCCACCAUUACCUAGAACCAAUCAUGCUGCAUGUGCUAUUGGACAAGAUAAAAUGCUUAUUUUUGGUGGAUUUUACACAUCAAAUCUCCGUUUUAAUGACACUUUCAUCUUAAGAACAACUAAUUUUUAAUGGGCUCAACCACCCAAUUAAAAAGUAACUGGGGAACCUAAAAAUGCUGAAUCUAAGAUUGGAGCACCAGAACCUAGAGGAAAUCAUUCAGCUACCUUUCAUAAAAAUAAAGUUUAUGUUUUUGGAGGACAUGGAGGAGUUGGAUAUGCUACUAAAUCUUUCAAUGAUUUAUAUGUUUUAGAUUGUGAAAGUUUCGAAUGGUCAUAACUAGAGCCAACUGGAACACCACCUGAUCCUAGAGGAGGACAUAAUUCAUAAAUUAUGGGAUAAAAUGAUUUGCUUAUGAUUUUUGGCGGAUGGAAUCAAAUAUCAUAAUUUUAAAAUGUCAUCAUAUAUGAUAUUAAUAAUAACAGUUGGGUAGAUCCAGAAAUCUCACAUGAAAUACCUAAAUGGAAUAUGGCUGGAAUCAUGGUGCCAUCUAUUCCAUCAUGGAAAUAUUUCAUUUUUGGUGGAUAAGUUGGAAAUUUUGAAGAAGGUGGUAACAGAACAGCAAGUAGAUUAGUAGAUGAUACAUUUGUAUUAGAUGUAGAUGCUAAGAAAUGGUCACCUGUUUAAUUAGAAGAAGAUAAACCAGUCAAACCUAAAACUAGAGAAUCUACAACUUUAAUUUAUGAUUCAUCAGACUCUAGGAUUUUGAUGUUUGGUGGUUGGUCAAAUGCAUGGAUGAAUGAUAUUUAUGCAUUAAAUGUAUCAUCAAUUGUUGGACCUCCUUAUGCUAUUUAUUCAAUUAAACCAUGUUUAGGUCCAUUAACAGGAAAAACAAAAGUGUCUAUAGCAGGAGAUGGCUUUAAGGAUUCACAGAAUAUUAUUAUAAGAUUCUUUUCAGGAAAAGCUUAAGAAGAUGUUCCAGGAGUUUAUGUUAGUCCUACUGAAAUAACAUGUGAAACACCUUCAUAUGAAAAACAUGGAGCUAGAAAAGCUGAAGUUAAAGUCAGUAUGGAUAAAUAAGAUUUUACUAUUAUGAGUCAAUUUUAUUCAUAUUUCUUAAAUUCAAAAGCUGAAAAGACAUUAAUGUUUGGACCAGGAGUAUUGAGAGAAAAUGCAACAAAAAUUGAUACUAUGUUUUAUAUUCAAACAAGAAAUUUGAAUAAUUAGAAUAGAGAAAGUGGUGCUGAUGAAUUUUAAAUAGAAAUUACUAGACCUGAUAUAUUAGCAGAAUUAGAUGAGGAAAGAUAAAGAGAAGCUAUCAGAUUAUAAUAAUUAGAAUAAAUGGAUCCUGAAGAGAGAGAAAGAAUUGAAUAGGAAUCACAUAAAAAAAGAAUUGUUAAGAGAAAGAAAGUUAAAAUACCAUAAGAAGGAGAAGAAUAAGGUGAAAAUUAAGAAUCUGAAUAUGAAGAAGUUGAAGAAGAUGUACCUUAAGAAAAAACAAGAUUAUAAUUGUUAGAAGAAAAAGCUAUCAUCAAAUAUACUAUUCAAGAUAAUGAUGAUGGAUCUUAUGCUGUUAAAUAUUAAAUUGAAGAACCAUGUGAAGUUAUUGUUAAUGUUAAAUUAAAGAAUGAAAGAGGUGAAUUUAAUGAAAUUAGAGGUNAUAUGAUAUUAAUAACAAUAGUUGGGUAGAUCCAGAAAUCUCGCAUGAAAUACCUAAAUGGAAUAUGGCUGGAAUCAUGGUACCAUCUAUUCCAUCAUGGAAAUAUUUCAUUUUUGGCGGACAAGUAGGAAAUUUUGAAGAAGGUGGUAACAGAACAGCCAGUAGAUUAGUAGAUGAUACUUUUGUAUUAGAUGUAGAUGCUAAGAAAUGGUCACCUGUUUAAUUGGAAGAAGAUAAACCAGUCAAACCUAAAACUAGAGAAUCUACAACUUUAAUUUAUGAUUUAUCAGACUCUAGGAUUUUGAUGUUUGGUGGUUGGUCAAAUGCAUGGAUGAAUGAUAUUUAUGCAUUAAAUGUAUCGUCAAUUGUUGGACCUCCUUAUGCUAUUUAUUCAAUUAAACCAUGUUUAGGUCCAUUAACAGGAAAAACAAAAGUGUCUAUAACAGGAGAUGGCUUUAAGGAUUCACAGAAUAUUGUUAUAAGAUUCUUUUCAGGAAAAGCUUAAGAAGAUGUUCAAGGAAUUUAUGUUAGUACUACUGAAAUAACAUGUGAAACACCUUCAUAUGAAAAACAUGGAGCUAGAAAAGCUGAAGUAAAAGUCUGUAUGGAUAGAUUAGAUUUUACUAUUAUGAGUCAAUUUUAUUCAUAUUUCUUAAAUUCAAAAGCUGAAAAGACAUUAAUGUUUGGACCAGGAGUAUUGAGAGAAAAUGCAACAAAAAUUGAUACUAUGUUUUAUAUUCAAACAAGAAAUUUGAAUAAUUAGAAUAGAGAAAGUGGUGCUGAUGAAUUUUAAAUAGAAAUUACUAGACCUGAUAUAUUAGCAGAAUUAGAUGAGGAAAGAUAAAGAGAAGCUAUCAGAUUAUAAUAAUUAGAAUAAAUGGAUCCUGAAGAGAGAGAAAGAAUUGAAUAGGAAUCACAUAAAAAAAGAAUUGUUAAGAGAAAGAAAGUUAAAAUACCAUAAGAAGGAGAAGAAUAAGGUGAAAAUUAAGAAUCUGAAUAUGAAGAAGUUGAAGAAGAUGUACCUUAAGAAAAAACAAGAUUAUAAUUGUUAGAAGAAAAAGCUAUCAUCAAAUAUACUAUUCAAGAUAAUGAUGAUGGAUCUUAUGCUGUUAAAUAUUAAAUUGAAGAACCAUGUGAAGUUAUUGUUAAUGUUAAAUUAAAGAAUGAAAGAGGUGAAUUUAAUGAAAUUAGAGGUGCUCCUAAAAAAGCAUAAUUUGUAGAUGGUGUUGGACCUAAAAAUAAUUAAUACACAGGUUAAUAAUUAGUUAAUUAUGUUACUAAUAAGAAUGAAGAAAUUAAUAAAUUAAUUGAUACAUC
Paramecium pentaurelia is the source of this 3264-nucleotide messenger RNA. NCBI's taxonomy places the organism in Eukaryota, Ciliophora, Oligohymenophorea, Peniculida, Parameciidae. The record is from the annotation of a GenBank genome assembly.